Sarcophilus harrisii (Tasmanian devil) is the source of this 1758-nucleotide messenger RNA. It is a transcript of the gene ATG3, whose product is annotated as autophagy related 3. NCBI's taxonomy places the organism in Eukaryota, Metazoa, Chordata, Mammalia, Dasyuromorphia, Dasyuridae. The transcript is spliced from 14 exons. The record is from RefSeq and is a predicted model, not a curated record. Gene Ontology annotation, biological process: autophagy of mitochondrion; autophagosome assembly; nucleophagy. The coding region runs from base 441 to 1577 and encodes 378 amino acids. Gene Ontology annotation, molecular function: Atg8-family ligase activity. Gene Ontology annotation, cellular component: cytoplasmic ubiquitin ligase complex; cytosol.
ACUCCGCUCCUUCCCUCCUCGCAUCACGUGCAGGAGCAGUCCGGGGUCAUGUGAGCCCUCCAAUGGCUGCGAGGUUCUAAACUACGGCGAGAGAGGGAAGGAAGGAAGGGGUGCGAGCGUGUGAGAGGCAGGAAGGAGAAGGCGCGCGCUGGAGGGAGGGGUGCGCCGCCGCGCUCGUCCGCUUAUCUUCCCCCAACUUUCCCUUGGUUUAACUCCCGGCGGCCGGCGCGGUCUGAGAUAGCGAGCUCUCGCGCCGGGAGCCGGCUGCCCCUCCCCCGCGGGGGCCGCUUGUGGGCUGUGAGGCGGCCGCGGGGGGGCAGGGCACCCAGGUCCGCUCCGGUUCCGGUCCCAUCCCUCUGCCCCCUCCCCCCAUCUCCCGCCCCGAGCUCCCGGAGCCCAGUGCGCGGCGCGUACCCCGCGCCGCCGGCCCCGGCCCCGGGAUGCAGAACGUGAUUAACACGGUGAAAGGGAAGGCGCUGGAAGUGGCCGAGUACCUGACCCCCGUGCUUAAGGAAUCAAAAUUUAAGGAAACAGGUGUGAUCACCCCAGAAGAGUUUGUUGCAGCUGGAGACCAUUUAGUCCAUCACUGUCCAACAUGGCAAUGGGCUUCAGGGGAAGAAUUGAAAGUCAAGGCAUACCUUCCAACUGGCAAACAGUUUUUGGUAACUAAAAAUGUGCCUUGCUAUAAGCGGUGCAAACAAAUGGAAUAUUCUGAUGAAUUGGAAGCUAUAAUUGAAGAAGAUGAUGGUGAUGGGGGAUGGGUAGAUACAUAUCACAACUCAGCCAUUAAGUGGUGGAGCCAGGACUUGGACCCAGGUCUUCUGACUACAAAUUCAGUGCUCUUUCCACAAGUUAAGCAGCUCUUUACAUCUCCAAGUCUACAUAAAAGAAAAGGCAUCUUUCUUCAAUUCUGCAUCUGCCUUAGAGAAGGCACCUCUCUACAUGUCUUCAUCUGCAUAAGAGAAGGUACUUCUCUAGGUAUUACAGGAGUGACAGAAGUAGUUAAGGAGAUUACUCUGGAAAGCAAGGAUAGCAUAAAGCGAGACUGCUCAGCUUUAUGUGAUGAGGAAGAAGAAGAUGAUGAGGGAGAAGCAGCAGAUAUGGAAGAAUAUGAAGAGAGUGGACUCUUGGAGACAGAUGAGGCUACUCUGGAUACAAGGAAAAUAGUAGAAGUUAAUAAAGCUAAAAAUGAUGCUGGAAGUGAAGAUGCUAUUUUACAAACCAGAACUUAUGAUCUUUAUAUUACAUAUGACAAAUAUUAUCAGACUCCAAGACUCUGGUUAUUUGGUUAUGAUGAGCAACGACAGCCUUUAACAGUAGAACAUAUGUAUGAAGACAUCAGUCAAGAUCAUGUUAAGAAAACAGUGACCAUUGAAAACCACCCUCAUCUUCCACCUCCUCCCAUGUGUUCAGUUCACCCAUGCAGACAUGCUGAGGUAAUGAAAAAAAUCAUUGAGACAGUUGCAGAAGGUGGAGGAGAACUUGGUGUUCAUAUGUAUCUUCUCAUUUUCCUGAAAUUUGUACAAGCUGUCAUUCCAACAAUAGAAUAUGACUACACAAGACACUUCACGAUGUAAUGAAGAGAUAAUAAAUUCUAUACUAAUUAUUGAUUCUAAUUUUAAAAGAUUUAACCUAUAGAUGUGACCAUACUCACCAAUGAAUACAAUUUCUGUAAUAAAGGGACUUAUGUUUAUUCAUUAAACAAAAAAAGACGUUCCAUUACCAGCCUUGUUUAAUAAAAAUCUGUGUGCAAAGAAA